Microthlaspi erraticum is the source of this 1110-nucleotide messenger RNA. The record is from the annotation of a GenBank genome assembly. NCBI's taxonomy places the organism in Eukaryota, Viridiplantae, Streptophyta, Magnoliopsida, Brassicales, Brassicaceae.
AUGGCAAGUUCUGGAUUAAGUUCGAUGAUCAUCAUCUUAUUCAUCUGCACAAUAAGCUUGGUUUCUUGCAAAGACAACCUCGUAACAACCCAAGCCGCCUUGUACGUGUUCGGCGAUUCUCUGUUCGAAGCCGGAAACAACAAUUACUUCGAUUCUCUCCCAAGUUUCCGUUCAAACUACUGGCCGUACGGUAAAACAACGUUCAAGUUCCCGACUGGAAGAGUUUCCGAUGGACGGACAAUGGUCGAUUUCAUCGCUGAGAACGCUUGGUUACCGUUGACCCCGCCAAAUCUACAACCUGGUUACAGUAACAGUCAAUUAACCUACGGACUUAACUUCGCCACUACAGCCGCCGGAGUUCUCGCCGCAACGUUUCCCGGAGUGUCGAGAGAUUUGGGAACACAGCUGAACAGCUUCAAGAACGUGACGGAAGUGUUGAGAUCAGAAUUAGGAAAUGCAGAGGCGAGAAGAGUGAUCUCAAAAGCUGUUUAUCUUUUCCACAUCGGAGCUAAUGACUAUCAGUACCCUUUCUUUGCAAACACGUCAACUUUUAGUAUCACUACCAAAGAGAAAUUCGUCGAUUACGUCAUUGGUAACACAACCAACGUCAUCGAGGAAUUGUAUAAAUUCGGAGCAAGAAAAUUCGGAUUCUUGAGCUUGGGGCCGUUCGGUUGCACACCGAGCAUGUCGAUAACAGACCCAACAAAGUUAGGAUCAUGUUUCGAGCCGGUCUCGGAGCUGAUCAAUCUCCACAACCAAGAGUUCCCAAAAGUCUUGAGACGUCUAGAGCGGGAGCUAUCCGGAUUCAAAUACUCUCUCCACGACUUCCACACUUCUCUGCUCCAAAGAAUCAACAGUCCUUCUCGAUACGGUUUCAAGCAAGGCAAGACCGCAUGUUGCGGGAGCGGACCUCUGAGGGGAGUCAACACGUGUGGAUUCCGAUUCGGACCUUCGCAAGGUUACGAGCUAUGCGAAAACGUCGAAGAUCACGUCUUCUUUGAUCCAGCUCACUUGACGGAGAAGGCUCACGGACAGAUCGCCGAGCUGAUUUGGAGCGGACCGCCUAGUGUCACUGCGCCUUACAACCUCAAAACUUUGUUUGGUCUCUAG